This is a messenger RNA of Dovyalis caffra, 903 nucleotides long. NCBI's taxonomy places the organism in Eukaryota, Viridiplantae, Streptophyta, Magnoliopsida, Malpighiales, Salicaceae. The record is from the annotation of a GenBank genome assembly.
AUGCAUGGGCUUGCAGAGGAUGCGUUGGAGGUGUUUUCUCUCUGGCCUCGAUUUCUUACUCAGCUAAAUCCACUGCUACAAGGUGAUGAAACAAUAAAUAUACUUCAAGCAGCAACAGAAAAGAAAGAUGAAGGCAAGGAAGGAGAAACAUUUUUUCAUGUUGUGCAAGCAUCUAUUCCCCAAGAAAUCAUUAUUGAGAUUCUGAGCUGGUUGCCCGUAAAGUCUUUAUUGACGCGGAAGUGUGUGUGCAAACAAUGGCAUGCGUUAAUUCAAGAUCGUUACUUCAUUGAAAAGCACAUGAGUCGAUCUACCCUGCAUAUCAGUUAUUGUUUAUUCAGAAUCAUUUAUUUGCGGGGAAAUCACAAGUUGAUCCAUGGUCGUGAUGGCUUAUCACUCGAGAGAAACUAUCGCACUCAGAACUAUUGUAUUAGGAAUCGAGCCACCUACCAAAGAUUGGAUCUACCUGACCCAUGUGAGGGUAGCCUUAGUUUGACUCUCUCUUAUAUUCCAUCCACUAGUGAUUAUAAAUUGGUUUCUAUAUCUUUGAAUUAUGAACGGUGGGAAGUUCGUACUGUUGGGAAGGAUAAGUCUUGGAGACCUUUUCUUUCUAAUUUGCAAGGUUGCAAUAUGAAAAGCCAAAGAGCUACGGUGGUUUCGGCAGGUUUGGCUGUUCACUGCAUGCGAAUUACUGAGGUCUGCUCAAAAUCUGCUGCAGAGGUAGUCUCUUUUGAUUUGGAGAGUGAGACCUUUACAAGUAUUGUGUUGCCACAUGAAUUGUUUUCAGAUUGGAAGAAGGUUCAGGCUUUAGAUUGGAAUGGGUUCUUAUCAUUUGCUGAAAUUUCACAGGAAAAUCUAAAUGUCAUGGUGUUGGAAGAUUACAAGAAGCUGAAAUGGGAUAAAUGA